AAUGUGGACAGAAGAAAGGAACAGUUUGUCCCACCGCCGGUGUUCGGUGUCUCGGCGGAAGGUCGCAGGACAGCUGGAGACACAAUUCACCACGAACUGAUCCCAAACCCGCGUAAACCACCCAACGCUUCUCUUGACUCUGCGCCUGGACACAUGUGAGGGAUGUGAGUGUCCCACAAAGCGCAGAGCAACGCGGCUGUGCGUCGCGUUUGUUUAGCAAGCUAACGUUGAGCUAGCUUAGUGUGUGCUAACGCUAGCGGACGAAGGCGUAGCUCGGGCGAACUGGUUUGUUUCUUGAAGCUGCGUAGACGCUACGUGUCGGUUGUUGUUUUGUGCCAUACUCGGUCUAAAGACCUCGACUCCCACCGGCCCCUGGUCUCGGAUCGGACGCCCCUGGUCUCGGAGCGGACACCCCGAGCUCAGCCUCUCACACGCACUAAGUCUGUCCUCCUCGACCGGCGGAGGCUGCUUCCAUGGCAGCCACGGCCGCUGCCCGGCGGUUGCCCAUGGGUGUGCGGACGUUCAGUGACUUUCUCCAGAUCGUCACGGUGGGAUCGCCCCGCUCCUGUCGCGCAGCGGCGCCCAGAGGAUGCCUGCGACAGAACAUCAGACACCUGUCGUCAUGCGGCAUUUUGAUGACCAGAACUCCCAGAGCACUCUGCCUUCAAGAGUGGGACACGAUGACAACCGUUCCCCAAAGUAGAAACUUCAUCAGCUUCACCAACAAAAGGAAGGAGUACUCCGAGCGUAGGAUAAUUGGGUUUUCUAUGCAGGAAAUGUACGACGUAGUGGCUAAUGUUGAUGAGUACAAGCUCUUUGUGCCCUGGUGCAAGAAGUCCCAGACCAUCAUGAAAAGAGCCGGCCACUGCAAAGCUCAGCUUGAAGUGGGAUUCCCUCCCAUGGUGGAGAGAUACACAUCUAUGAUCACUUGUGUCCGACCUCAUCUAGUCAAAGCAGUGUGCACAGAUGGAAAGCUCUUCAAUCACCUGGAGACAAUAUGGCGCUUCAGUCCUGGCAUUCCCGGUUACCCUCGCACAUGCACCGUAGACUUUUCUAUAUCCUUCGAGUUCCGCUCACUGCUGCACUCCCAGUUAGCCACCAUGUUCUUCGAUGAGGUCGUAAAGCAAAAUGUCACCGCGUUCGAGCGGCGAGCCUGCAAGCUGUACGGCCCAGAGACUCGAAUCCCGCGGGAGUUGAUGUUUCACGAGGUGCAUCAGACGUGAUCUCACCAGCUCAGCGUGUUUCCAUCCGGCCUUAAACGACACCAACCUUUAUUCCCUCUGUCCCCACCAACCUGCAUGAUGCUGUAUAGUCACUUCACCCUCCGACUCCAGGUCUCCGCCGCUGCCUUGACAUCCCAGCGGCUCCCGGAGACAUUAGACAUCCCACUGUUGUAAGCAUUAUGUUGGAAUAUUACGCAUUCUUGUUAUUGCAGCCUCAACAGAUUCUCGCUCAUUUCCAUCCUCCUCGUCCUCGUGCUGUCUACCUCCACUGAAAGGUUCCUUGUUUAGCUGAGGGAACCCACAUCACUCUCGCUCCACGGCAGAUACAUACUGUGUUUAUGUAAACAAAGCAGUCGAUCAUUGCAGCGUCACGUUAGCAAUGGAAGAAAGGCACCGUUUGUUUUAGAAGAAACAGUGACACUGAACAAAACACCAUUUAAUUUAUAUUUUCUCAUUGUAUGUUCAGAGGUUUGAUUUGAUCCAGACUUCAGCUCGACUCUUACAGUUCACUGUGACCUCACGGACACUUGUCACUCUGACACUUCAAUGCAAAACGUGUCCAAUACUUUAACUUCGGCACUUUAAUCAGCUGAUUACACUGUCAAUAGAGAAACACAUUAUUUGCCUUUGCCGCUUGUUUUUAAUUCAAAUGGGAAGUUUUAAAAUAUCCUGACACAUAGUAGUGAGCAAAAAAACAAAAACUAUUUCCUUUCAUUCUUUUAAAAAAAUUAGUCCAUAAGUGGCUAAAUGCAAACUUGUAUUAUUUUAUUGGGAUUCAAAAGAAAGGUUCAAUGUUUGGGACGUUCAGAGUCGUCACUGUUUGUUGUGACGAAAUCAACGAAGGGAAACCGGGAAAGUUCUCUUCAUCAUUUGGCUGUGGCCUCAUUUAACCUUGAGUUUUGGAAAAAUUUAGCUUUAACUUUGGCUGUUGUGCUGUGAUGCUUGUUUUUUUGUGGGACAUUGAAAUUUGGUCUGCCAAUUUUAAUAAUGCCUUUUAUUUUACAGCCUGCACUAGUAGUGAGUGUUAGGUAACAAGUGGUGGAGGCAGUUAAAGUUUGCACAAACAAGCGCACCUGAAUAAUUCCACUGAGAAGCUGGAAUGAACGGAAAUACUGUAAAUGGGAUAACAACCAGAACAACUUUAUAUUUGAUAAAUACCUGUGUAUAUAGUGUGGGUUUGCAAGUUGAGCUCAUACAUAAAUAAAAAAAAUAAAGGUGGAUUUAUUGAUAGUAAUCUGGUAUUAUAAUAAUCACACUGCAGUGAAAACAAACCAUUUGUACGAGACUUUUUGUAAAAGUUUCCCUUCUCUGCUUUCUGUGUUUUGUGGUCCAUCUCCUGAAGGUCAUCAGGAGGACGUUACUCCUGUUGUGUAUAUUUUUUAGAAUAAAAGAAUCCACUGGUGGGCUGUAGAAUAAAACAUUAUCAUUUGCCAUCAUCUGUGGGUUUAAUUAUUAUUUUUAAAAGGCUUUUUAUUUAUAUUUAUUCUGAUGCAUGGAUGUAACUAAGAGGGAACUAUUAGACAUGUGUCCAGUGUCUGUGUGUCAAGGUCACAAUUUCAUUUUGUUGGGAUUUAAGUUUCAUAUUGAAGUAGCCCCAUUGCUUUAUUCCCCCAUAAAGGGCUCUGAAGUUAAACUGAUUGUAUUUGCCAUAUUUCAGAGGUGACCGCUACGUGCUGGUUGCCAAAGGUCAAUGGAGGAAGUCAUUUGUUGUGUGACCUUUUUCGUUAUAGACGAGUCACUUUGUCCACUUGCUACAAGUCUUAUUCUCCCAUCAGAGCUGAACAGGGGUUCGGUGUUUUCACAUCUCGGUUUUGGCUUCGAACUAGAUCUGCUUUCAUUUUCUCUGUGAUUUAGAAAUGAAGAGAUAUUUAAUCAUCAGUGCAUGAAGAGUGUUAAAUCCAAGUGGGCCAGUGAAUCACUGUUACGUUUAAAAAAAGAAGAAGAUAGUUGUACUUAUUAAAGAAGUUUAAAUGCUGUUUUGGGGUGUUAUAUAUUUUAAAGCAAUAAAGUAUAUUUUACAUCA
Platichthys flesus (European flounder) is the source of this 3246-nucleotide messenger RNA. It is a transcript of the gene coq10a, whose product is annotated as coenzyme Q10A. Bases 474 to 1223 code for a protein of 249 amino acids. Gene Ontology annotation, biological process: cellular respiration; ubiquinone biosynthetic process. Gene Ontology annotation, cellular component: mitochondrion. Gene Ontology annotation, molecular function: ubiquinone binding. The record is from RefSeq and is a predicted model, not a curated record. NCBI's taxonomy places the organism in Eukaryota, Metazoa, Chordata, Actinopteri, Pleuronectiformes, Pleuronectidae. The transcript is spliced from 5 exons.